CCCGCGGAAGGCGGAAGUGUGUCUGUCAGGGCGGCCGCGAAGCCGGGCUGAGGUGUCCCUAGUUGGCACCCCGCGGCUCUUCCGGGUCUGGGCGUGGGGACACCAGGGUGGCCAGCGAGAACCAGCGGGUGACGAAGCCAUGAGGCGGCCGCGGGGCCUGGCGGGGUCUGGAGGUUGACUGCUCCCGCCGCCUUCCGCGAGGCCGCCUCCUCCAGGCAGCCACCCGCCCCUCUCAGGGUCUCGCGCCCCAGCGUCCUCCCGGCGCCUUGGACCGAGGCUCCGUGGCCCCCAGACCCCCCGCUAUGACCGCGGCCGCCGCCUCCAACUGGGGGCUGAUCACGAACAUAGUGAACAGCAUAGUAGGGGUCAGUGUCCUCACCAUGCCCUUCUGCUUCAAACAGUGUGGCAUCGUCCUGGGGGCCCUGCUCUUGGUCUUCUGCUCUUGGAUGACUCACCAAUCCUGCAUGUUCCUGGUGAAAUCCGCCAGCCUGAGCAAACGGAGGACCUACGCUGGCCUGGCGUUGCACGCCUACGGAAAAGCGGGGAAGAUGCUGGUGGAGACCAGCAUGAUCGGGCUGAUGCUGGGAACCUGCAUUGCCUUCUACGUUGUGAUUGGCGACUUGGGGUCCAACUUCUUUGCUCGGCUCUGUGGGUUGCAGGUGACGGGCACCCUGCGCGUGCUCCUGCUCUUCGCUGUGUGCCUGUGCAUCGUGCUCCCGCUCAGCCUGCAGAGGAACAUGAUGGCCUCCAUCCAGUCCUUCAGUGCCAUGGCCCUCAUCUUCUACACUGUCUUCAUGUUUGUGAUCGUGCUGUCCUCGCUCAAGCACGGCCUUUUCGGUGGGCAGUGGCUGCGGCAGGUCAGCUACAUCCGCUGGGAGGGCAUCUUCCGCUGCAUCCCCAUCUUUGGCAUGUCCUUCGCCUGCCAGUCCCAGGUCCUGCCCACCUACGACAGCCUGGACGAGCCAUCGGUGAAGGCCAUGAGCUCCGUCUUCGCCUCCUCCCUCAACGUGGUCACCACCUUCUACGUCGCGGUGGGGUUCUUUGGCUAUGUGAGCUUCGCGGAGACCACAGCAGGCAACGUGCUCAUGCACUUCCCAUCCAACCUGGUGACGGAGAUGAUCCGCGUGGGCUUCAUGAUGUCGGUGGCCGUGGGCUUCCCCAUGAUGAUCCUGCCCUGCAGGCAGGCCUUGAACACGCUGCUUUUCGAGCAGCAGCAAAAAGACGGGACCUUCGCCGCUGGAGGCUACAUGCCGCCCCUGCGGUUUAAAGCCCUCACCCUUUCGGUCGUGUUCGGAACCAUGUUCGGUGGAAUCAUGAUCCCAAACGUGGAGACCAUCUUGGGGCUCACAGGCGCCACGAUGGGCAGCCUCAUCUGCUUCAUCUGCCCGGCACUGAUCUCCAGGAAGGUCCACAAGAGCUCGCUGUCCUCCCAGGUGGUGCUCUGGGUUGGCCUGGGCAUCCUGGUGGUCAGCACACAUACCACCCUGUCCGUGAGCCAGGAAGGCCCUGUGGACUUGGCCGAGGAAGCCCCAGGCGACCAGCUUGGAGAGGCUGAGGGCGAGGUGAAGGCAGAGGCAGCCUGGCUCCCAGGCCAGAAGCCAGCUGUGGACGCGGCUGAGGAUGGCCGGGAUAAGCCGAAGCUGCCUAAGGAGAAAGAGGAGAUGGAGCAGGCCCAGAUCAAGGGCCCUGUGAACGUGCCCCCGAGGGAGGACACCAAGGAGAAGCCGGAGGAGGUGCAGCUGGAUCGCCCUGGUCAAGGCGUUGCAGUACCUAUGGGCGAGGCCCACCGCCACGAACCCCCCGUCCCUCACGACAAGGUGGUGGUGGAUGAAGGUCAAGACCAAGAGGGACCGGAGAAUGAGCAUCCGUCCAAACAUGUGGAUGAAAGGGCUCUAGGGGGCAAGGGUCAGGUGGUGCCGCUCCUGCUGGAUUCAGAGAGAGAGAGACCCAGACGAGACCAGGCUUUGGAGGCAGCGGGCGGUCUUCCUGAGGUUCCCCAGAAGGUUCCAGAAGAAAAUGGUCAGCCAGCCAUUGAGCCCGUGAAAGAGGAGCCCGUGGGGCCGGGCGACGGGGCUGUGCAUCCAGGGCCCCAGGUGGUGCUCCCUAAGGGGAAGGACAUCCCAGUGGCAGGUGCAGGGGACAGAGCGGACGGAGUCCCGCCACUGGACCAUGCCAAGCCGGCAGAGAAGAGCGAGCCUGGUGGGCAGGCCCCCCUCCCAGAGAAGCCGGCCCCAGGGGCAGGGCCACAGGCAGAGCCCCGGGAGCAGAGGAAUGCAGAGGGACCUGGAGGGGACCACGCCGGCAGCAAGUUGGAGGAACUUUCACGGCCUCCUAUUCUGCCUUUCUCCACACGCCUCUCGAUGGGACAUGCAGCUGAGAUCAGAAAGAUGGUGGCAGAAGCUGGCCGGGUGGAGAUGCUGGACCAUGCUGUCCUGCUGCAAGUGAUAAAGGAACAGCAGGUGCAGCAGAAGCGCCUCCUGGACCAGCAGGAGAAGCUGCUGGCGGUGAUUGAAGAGCAGCACAAGGAGAUCCACCAGCAGAGGCAGGACGGCGGGGACAGUGAGGAUGUGGACGUGCAGCCCGAGCCCGGGGUCGCUGCGCCCAGAGGUAAGGAGCAGGAGGCCCACGACACGGGGAUGGCUGAGCGCCCCCCUCCAUCUCCUUUGGAAGCCGGGCCCGGCGCUCCCAGGCACCUCCCCGCUCCGCCCCAGGGGCACAGCCAGCGCCCAGUGGAGGAACCCGAGGGGGCUGCAGGCAGAGCCCCAGCCGCACCUCCCGGUGAUGCUGACCUGGAGCCCCAGGCUGCCCAGGCCGAGCCGAGGGAAGGCAGGUGGGGCGCCGUGCCGGAGGCCGCGGGAGCUGGUGUGCAGGUGCGGGUCCCCGUGCCAGACCCUGCCAGGGUGCUCGGGAGCCUGGAGAAGCACGGUGCUGGAGGACUCCCUGGGCAGAGUCGGGACGUUUUUGGUGGAGUCUCCCAAGAAAGGAAGAAAUCCGGAAAGGAGGCGGCAGCCCCGGGCACGGAUGUUCAAGCGGCAGACCCGCUGCGGGUGGGGGCGGCGACUGGGGACCUGCAGGUGAAGUCCCAGCAAGCGAGCCAGGACCAGGCGCCUGCAGGCCUGGCCAGCAGGUCGGGGGGAGCAGCCCCUUGGGCCCAGGCCGGGCUGCAUCAGCCGGAGCCCCGGGCUGUCUCUGCCCCGGGUCAGGGCGGGCAGCAGGGCGGGCAUCCGGAGACGAGGAAGGAGACCCUCGGCAGGGACCACAUGCCCGCUCCCAGGGAGGACGCCGCCAUCCAAAAGACAGAGCGGAGGCCAGACCCUGAGCUCGGGCCCAAACCGGCCAUGCCCGGGGCUCAGAAGCUAGACAAUGCCAAACCCAAUCGGGACCUGAAAGUCCAGGCCGGCUCUGACCUUCGGAGGAGACGGCGGGACGUGGCUCCUCAGGCAGAGGGGGGCCCGGCCCCGAACGACGGGGUCGUCAUCAGCUUCAACCCCCUGCCCGACGUGCAGGUCAGCGACCUCCGCAGCGCCCUGGAGGCCCAGCUGCACCAGGCUGCAGGCGGCGCCCUGCGGGUAGUCCAAGGCCGCCAGAUCAAACAGUUGCCCGGGGCCCUGGAGGAGCCCUGAGCCCAGCUAAGCGCCUGCUUCCGGUCAGCUGGUCUCGCUCGGCCUCACCCAGGCCGCCAGUGAACCUGGACAUCCCGGAGGUCAGGCUGGGAGUGGAGUCUGACCGCUCUCGCGCUGUGGCCCCGCCUUCCAGAUGAGCCCUGCCAUUGCUCCUGCGGUGACUUAGUCCACUGCAGCUGCGAGGAGAGACAGCCUCUUGGUGAGACCCUGGAGGUGUGGCUCUGCGUGCGGCCUUGAGGUCUGUGACCCACUACCUCCCGUGCAGCUGGGGAUCAGCCCAGAUUCCAGAUUGAGGAGCCACCGGCUGUACUGGCCCCCAAGCUGCUGAGUGACUGUCACCUGACCGCUGCUGUUGUGACUCCAAACGCUGCUUUAUCUGAGGCUCCCUGAGUGUCCUGCAAACCCUGAGUAAAUCUCUGCCCUCACCCCACCCACAGCGAGUGCUGCUUUGCCUCUGAGGGGCAGGGGGGCCCAGGAGUCCAGCCACGUCUGCCCCACCCCGCUCCCUGCUCUGCACACGCUCUCUGGUCUCCCAGCCACGUUGUUGUGAGGUUUUAAAAAACAAAACACACCGCUGACAUCUAA
Molecule: messenger RNA, 4208 nt
Organism: Camelus dromedarius (Arabian camel)
Lineage: Eukaryota; Metazoa; Chordata; Mammalia; Artiodactyla; Camelidae
Gene: SLC38A10
Product: solute carrier family 38 member 10
Exons: 17
Coding region: 303-3623 (1106 amino acids)
Biological process (GO): amino acid transmembrane transport
Molecular function (GO): L-amino acid transmembrane transporter activity
Source: RefSeq, a predicted model, not a curated record